Cynara cardunculus var. scolymus (artichoke) is the source of this 405-nucleotide messenger RNA. RefSeq lists its product as uncharacterized. The coding region runs from base 1 to 405 and encodes 134 amino acids. The record is from RefSeq and is a predicted model, not a curated record. NCBI's taxonomy places the organism in Eukaryota, Viridiplantae, Streptophyta, Magnoliopsida, Asterales, Asteraceae. The transcript has a single exon.
AUGGCAGCAAGUCUGAUGCCAAUUCAGCCACCGGUCGUCGUCCGAGCAUCUGCCUCCACCUCCGGCCACCAGAAGUCCGACUCACAACGCAAGAGCUGGUGGACUCCACUCUUCGGCUGGUCCUCCGAACCUGACUACAUUGACUCCGGAAACGCCGAUAAUUGCCGGAAGAAUACUACUACUACUACUACUACUACUUUAUCGGCGAGAUCGGGAGCAAUAUCUGAAUUGGAUCUGGAUCAGAGAACCGUUAGGUCUCGUAUAUCGCCGGGGAACUUUACUGAAGAAAAAGCGAGGAAGCUCCGGAUGUUGACGAAGGAAACGGAGUCGUUUCACGAUGCGAUGUAUCACUCCGCCAUCGCUUCUCGUCUCGCUUCCGAUUUCUCCGACCGUUCUGAUCUAUGA